AUGGCUGAUUAAUAUAAUUUAUCAGCACAGGAGUCAUAAAAAUAAUUAAAUGGAGAUGAUAUAGCUUCAACUUAAUCAUAAGUUGUAAAUGAUUCUCAUUAAAAAUAGGUUGAAUCUCCUGUAAAAUCACCCAAAUUAGAGGCAUAAUAAAUAGAAUAAUCUAAAACACCAAAAAGUGACAGUCAUAGCAAGAAAAGGCCACCAAGCGGCUAAAAGAGAAUAUCAAUACAUAAAAAAAUCGAUGACAGUAGUUCAAAAAUAUAGCAAUCUCCUUAGUAAAACACAGCGAUGCAAUAGGAAUUGGAAAAUGGAAGUUAGCUCAAUAGCAUAAGCUCGAGCAAUUAGAUUGCAGGAAGCCCAAAUACAAGUAAAUCUCCUUUAAAAAAGAGGAGUGAAUCAAUUUAACGUUAAAGAAAUGGGAGUGAAAUUAAAAACGAAAGCAUGAAAGACUCUCAAAUUUCUAAAAAAGACUCUUCUUAAAUUAGGCACAUAUAAGAUAAUUUGGAAAUGAUUAAUAAUUUGAAUGAAAAGUUAAGAAAACUAGGAGAAAUGGAUGGAGACUAAACUAAUCCUCAAAGUUCUUAUUAAGAUUACCUUCAAAUGCGUAUUAAUAAAGCAGAAAAAAUAAGAUAAGAUCUUACUUAACCAAUGGAUCCUUAAUAGCUAUUAGAAUAUUUUUAAAAUCACAAGGUACAUUCUACUGAAAUAUUAAAUAUGGAGGAGCUAAAUAAGAGUUAAUAUCUCAGAUUAAAGCGCUAUAAAUAAUGUAUUUAUUAUGGUGAAGUAUAAAAUAGUUCUAGAACAGGCAAAGGGUUGAUGAUGUAUUUUUCUGGAAGACUUUAUGAAGGGGAUUGGUAGAAUGAUGCUAAAUUUGGAAGAGGAUUUGAGCUUUAUCCUAAUGGAAAUGCAUAUGAAGGUUAUUUUGUAAAUGGAAAGCCUGAAGGCUUUGGCACUUAUAUUUGGUAUAAUGGAGAAAUUUAUGAUGGAGAGUGGGUGAAUGGUAUGAAGCAUGGCAGUGGCUAAUGGAUGGGAGUCAGAGGUGAUAGUUAUACAGGAGAAUGGAAAUUCGGUAAGGCAGAUGGAAAAGGUGUGCACAAGUGGAUAAAUGGCGAUGUUUAUGAAGGAGAUUUCAAAUGCUGUCUUAAGCAUGGUAAGGGCUAGGAAAGAUUCUCAAAUGGAGAUAUUUAUAUUGGGUAAUAUGCUAAUGGUCGUCCAGAAGGAUAUGGUGAGUAUUUUUGGAAAGAUGGAGCUCACUACAAAGGCUAUUUCAAAAAUGGACUCAGACAUGGAUAGGGUAUUUGGAGAAAAAAGAAAGACGCCAAAAUAACUGACACAUACGAAGGUGAGUAUAUAAACGAUAAAAGAUGUGGUUAUGGUGUGUUUACAUGGGCAUCAGGAAAUAUUUACAAAGGUGAGUAUUUUGAAGAUUUAAGACAUGGAUAUGGAGAAAUGUAUUGGACAGACACUUCAUAUUAUAAAGGCGAAUGGGAGAGAGGUAUUCAAUGUGGUGAAGGUGAACUCUAUAUUCCUGGCGAAGGUAUUAAAAAGGGAACUUUUGUAAAUAAUAUAUUUAAAUAAAAUGGCCCUGGAUCAAAUGGAUAAAGUUAGUACAGAUCUUUCAAAAGUAUUUCAGAAGAAAAUUCUACACCUAGAGGAAUUUACCAAGGUUCUAUGACUAAGAGAUAAUUUAAUCCUCAUACACCUGUUCUCACUGAAGAAAGCAAAACUGUUCCUACAUCAAACCCUCAUGGUAGUGGGUCUAAUAUUGGCUACCAUUCAUAACAGACACCUCCAUCUGUUUCAGAUUUUUCAACGAAGCUACCCCAUAUAAAGAGUCAUAAUAACUCAUUUGAUAUCUAAAGCAUGAGAAGUUAUCCUGGAAAAAAAGAUUAAGGACAUUAAGCAGAUUUGAAUUAUUAAACUGCAUAUGAUUUAGGCUAUGAUGAAACUGAUUAGUAACAAAGCAGUAAUGGAUUAAGCUCACAAAAAAGAAGCAUUAGUGUACAGUAAAAGAGAGAUACUGAAUCUAGAUCUACUUAAACUCACCCAAAUAGUUAAAAUACAAUAUCGUCAGAAAGAGUUCGACUAAGAAGAGGAAAAAGUGGAAGUAACGCUACUUUGCUUCCACCUUUAAAUGAGUCAGUCUCACCAAAUAUAAAAAGAUCAAAUAAGAAAAAUAGAGAAAUUCUUUUGAAAAAACACGAACUAAUAUUAUGGAAAGGAAUGCGUCCUAAAUUAAAUCUUAAACCAAGAGAAUUGAGGGAUUAUUCUGAUCAAAAAACAGUUGAAAUAAUAAGAAGUUACUUGCAUCCACCAGUUUGGAAACCAUCUGGUGUUGCACAUUGCUUAGAUUCAUCCUCUCCUAACAGAUCACCUUCUCCAAAUGGAUCAGUACAUUAAUAGUCCAUCCAAAAAAGAUAUUCUCGUAUCCUUUGA
Tetrahymena thermophila SB210 is the source of this 2436-nucleotide messenger RNA. Its product is annotated as MORN motif protein. The record is from RefSeq and is a predicted model, not a curated record. The transcript is spliced from 7 exons. Lineage: Eukaryota; Ciliophora; Oligohymenophorea; Hymenostomatida; Tetrahymenidae.